AGGCUGUGGCAUCCUUGGAGUCGGCAUCUGGCUGGCCGCCACGCAGGGCAACUUCGCCACGCUGUCCUCCUCUUUCCCGUCCCUGUCGGCCGCCAACCUGCUCAUUGUCACCGGCACCUUUGUCAUGGCCAUCGGCUUCGUGGGCUGCGUCGGGGCCAUCAAGGAGAACAAGUGCCUCCUGCUCACCUUCUUCGUGCUGCUGCUGCUGGUGUUCCUGCUGGAGGCCACUGUCGCCAUACUUUUCUUUGCCUACACGGACAAGGUACAGCCACCUCUGCCCGCAGCUUCGGGUGUGGGGGCUCCAUCCCAGCAAGGGGCCACGGCAGGGCGGCGAGGUCCCAGCCGCGUGUCCCCGCAGUUCCGCUGCUGCGGCGUCUCCAACUACACGGACUGGUUCGAGGUCUACAACGCCACGCGCGUGCCCGACUCCUGCUGCCUGGAGUUCAGCGAGAGCUGCGGGCUGCACGCCCCCGGCACCUGGUGGAAGGCGCCGUGUUACGAGACGGUGAAGAUGUGGCUCCAGGAGAACCUGCUGGCGGUGGGCGUCUUCGGGCUGUGCACAGCGCUGGUGCAGAUCUUGGGCCUGACCUUUGCGAUGACCAUGUACUGCCAGGUGGUGAAGGCCGACACCUACUGUGCGUAGGCUGCCCACUGCCCGCCACCCUGCUCCGCUGCCAAAGGACGCCGCCUACCCGGGAGAUGGCCUCGUCCUGCUGCAGGCCUCUGCCAGCCUGUACGUGGGGGAGGGAAGGCGGCGUCCCCAGGACCUUGGCCAGGCCUCUGAGCACCAUGCCAGAGGGGGCAGCUGAGCACUGGCCACAUGGGGGCCUGGGAGGGCUUCUGGCAUCUUAACUUCUUCAUCCAUGUAUCUCCAGAGCAGUGUUUCCCCUGAGACCCUGUGAAGGGCAGGAGGUUGGGGCCACACACGGGCUGGGGUGGGGGCAAGGGGCCUCCUGCUGACCCUGGUGCUUGGGCAGGGCCGGAGCCCUGACAUCCACAUUCCACAUGGGGCCUGGGCAGGCUCCCGGUGCAUCUUAAUAAAAUGUGUGGGCAGCAGCCCCCAGCUGUGUUUGUCGCUGCCCUGACCCCCCACGGGGGGUACCAUGUCUAGGCACACCUGUGCCCAUGGACCCCCCACCAAUAUGGGACAGGUGCCUGGAGUGGGAUUCCAGGACAUACACAGGCCCAGGUGAGCUGCCCAGGCCAGGCAGAGAGGGACUUGUGUACCUCAGGACAGCCACCAAAACCUCCAUUAAAUUAGCUCCAAGAAAUGGUGCAGAGGCCCCAGGAACUGCUGAGUCUCCCUGACCUAUCCACUUGCCCCUCCCCUGACAUGGGGUGGCCUCUUACCCAGCCCCGGGCCUGCCCCCCGCCCCCGCCCUGGUGUCCUCAGUGAGUGGAGUCCAGCCCCUUGCUCCCUGUUACUGAUUCCUGUUUUGUUCCUGGGAACUGUGCCCCUAAGUGUUACUCUGUACAACUUGGCAAAUAAAGUGGGCUGUGGGGUCCAAGCAGCGUCACGGGGCCCAGGA
Molecule: messenger RNA, 1529 nt
Organism: Miniopterus natalensis
Lineage: Eukaryota; Metazoa; Chordata; Mammalia; Chiroptera; Miniopteridae
Source: RefSeq, a predicted model, not a curated record